Messenger RNA from Rotaria sp. Silwood1, 2280 nucleotides. The record is from the annotation of a GenBank genome assembly. NCBI's taxonomy places the organism in Eukaryota, Metazoa, Rotifera, Eurotatoria, Philodinida, Philodinidae.
AUGCAACCAGUGAAUUCAACACCGAAACGCGGUCAUCCACUAGAUGAAAGUGGAGGUUCGAUCAGCAAUGGAAGAGGUCUCCGUAAAUAUCCUCGAAGGGGUAUUGACAAUAAUGCACAUAAGCACUCACAUAAUGUACAACCAGAAAUUAAUUUACAAACACAGCAACCAUCGUCUUCGAUGUCGUCAGAUGUAAGACAACAUCAAGAGAUAAAUCAAGAUAAUACGAAUCGUAAACGAAUUUCUUUUAAUCAACUGAAGCACGCGGUAUCGUCUAAUUUACCAUGUUUCUUUAUUGAAUUCACCUCGGAUGCGGAUCGUAAUAGUAUUCCAACAGCUCUUCAUGCAAGUGAUCUUAUACUGAAAGAACUGCAAACCAAUGGUGUUUUAAUCAAUAGAUUUACAUUAGUAGGAUGGGCAGGAAAAAAGCUAAAGUUAGGUGUUAAUAAUAAAGAAGAUUGCGCUACUCUCGUCAGUUCGGAUAAAUGGCCAACAAAGAUAAAUGGAAUUGAUAUUGUGGUCGUGAAACCAAAAUAUAUACCUGAUUCAUUCACUCUUGUCGUCCGUUAUGUACCUAGGGAAUUAGAUGAAAAUUUUGUUUCAAAUGAAAUUCAGCGAACAAUUGCUUCUGCAGAUCGUAUUAAACGUAUUCAUUAUUCAUACCAAAGAAGAACAGAUGAUUAUCGAUUCGAAGUGAAAGAUUAUCGUGAAUAUAAUGCUGUGUUGCAACUGAGUCGAAUUGCAAUAGGUCAUUCGUGGUUAUCGAUCACCAAGUUUUAUCCGGGAAAUCGUUUAACGUACUGCACGAAAUGUUGGCGUAUUGGUCAUUUGAGGAACAAAUGCAGCUCAGAAAGCAAAUGUCGUAUUUGUCUUGAAAGUCUGAAUGUCAAUACUCCUCAUAUGUGUAAAAAUGUACCGAAAUGUGCUCAAUGUGAUGGAGAUCAUCAUUCGUUGGAUAGUCAAUGUCAAGUUUUAAAAGAAUAUAAAGAUCAAUUAAAGGAAGAUGUCGAAGAUGCCAUACAAAAAGGACUAUUACAGCGAUUCUCACCGCAAGAGAAAGCACCUACAUUUGAACGUCGAGAGCAAGACUUUCCACCAUUAGCAGCAAGUGAUAAUCAUUCCAAUAAAAAAUGGAAUACUGCGCUACCACGUACAACUGUUGAGUCGAAUGACUUACGAGCAUCAUAUACUGAUAAAACAAUUGAAUCCAUCAAUGAUAAUCUGACAAAGCUAAUCGAUAGUAACAAACGGCUUGAAAAUAAAGUUGAUCUAGUAUCAUCAAGUAUAAAAACCGUUACUCUUGAUAUUCAGCUACAUCAAGCAGUCUUAGCAGAUACUAUCAAUAUUAUGAAAGACUUCAUGCAAUAUGUUAUACCAGCAUCGUUAACUGCUAGCAAAGUUGAAAGAUCAUCGUUGGUACAAGUCACGAGCGAAUACUACAAGCGUCUUCAUGUCGCGUCCUCAAGAUUAAUAAAUGGUUUCCAAUUAAAUCAAUUAAAUCAGCAAGUUGAACUGUUUGUGCAUAAUACUAACAUUGAUCAACACUCUGCAUCAGUUCACAAAUCUUCACAGAAUGAUAAUCCUAAAGAUGAAGCUAUGCACCGGCUGAAAACUUGGAAUUUUGCACCUAAAGAUCAGAAAUUAGUAUUAUCUCUUUUAGAUGAAUGGUACACGGGUAGAACCUUGAACACAGUCUUAGAACAAUGGGGAAAUGUUGGAAUAGCUCCUUCACAAACCCAAAAAGAACAUAUUAAGAUCCUAUGUUAUAAUGUCGAAGGUUGGGGUACGCGUGCGCUUGAAGCUAUUGAUUUAGUGUAUCAAAUUCAAGCUUCUAUUGGUAUAUUUACUGAAGUUGGUGAGUUAUGGAACAUGAGCCGAUUACCACAUUUUAACACGUUCUAUCAAAAGGGAACUAACAAGAAUGGAGGAGUAUGUAUAGCAGUAGGAAAGCAUCUGAAAGCGACGCGCAUUGAGGUUAACAUUCCGAACACAGUUGUCAUUGAUAUAACAGGUCUAUCAGAACCAGUACGUAUCAUUGGUAUUUACUGGCCCACUAGUCAAGAGCGUGAUCUUGAUGAUAUCUUGCCUUAUGUCGUAGAAGGUACCAUACUAUCAGGUGACUUUAAUGCAACAGUCAAGGAAUGGAAUAGUCCAAUAACUGAUAGAAGAGUAUGUAAAAGUGAUAAAAAUCUACCUGUGAUGAAUGGAUUUCGUCAAGUUUCUUCAGCUAGUUUUAACAAAACAAGUAUGACCGCUUAUACAUAUCGUAUGGAAAAAUAA